Mercenaria mercenaria is the source of this 2294-nucleotide messenger RNA. RefSeq names its product U3 small nucleolar ribonucleoprotein protein IMP4-like. The transcript has 8 exons. Gene Ontology annotation, cellular component: Mpp10 complex; nucleolus; small-subunit processome. Gene Ontology annotation, molecular function: rRNA primary transcript binding; snoRNA binding. Gene Ontology annotation, biological process: rRNA processing. The coding region runs from base 138 to 1016 and encodes 292 amino acids. NCBI's taxonomy places the organism in Eukaryota, Metazoa, Mollusca, Bivalvia, Venerida, Veneridae. The record is from RefSeq and is a predicted model, not a curated record.
AGCGUUUCGAAGAUUCUGAGUUAAUGAGGAACGUGUUUUGACAAUAUUUCAACGAUUUUAAGUCUUUUUAUCAGAAUAUUAACGUUUGGAUACAGAAUUUUGGCAAAGAAAUUUUGUUUAAAUCCAUUAAGUGGAAAAUGAUUCGACGUCAGGCUAGAUUGAGAAGGGAGUAUAUUUAUCGGAAAUCCAUUGAGGACAGGGAAAGGACAAUACUUGAAAAGAAACAAAGACUUAAAAGUGCUCUGGAUGAGAACAGACAGAUACCUUCUGAUCUACAGGACGAUGCUAUACCUAUUCAGAAAACUCUAGACUGGGACGAUGAGGGAGCUGAUGGUAAUACAACCCAUAUAGAUGAUGAGUAUAAGUGGGCCGGUGUUGAGGACCCUAAAAUCAUGGUAACUACUUCCAGAGACCCUAGCUCAAAACUCAAACAGUUUGCUAAGGAAGUGCGUCUUCUGUUCCCCAAUUCCCAAAGAAUAAAUCGUGGUAAUUAUGAGAUAAAGCAGCUUGUGGAUGCUUGCCGAGCCAAUGAUGUCACAGACCUUAUACUGGUACAAGAACAUCGAGGUGUGCCAGAUGGUCUCGUUAUAUGCCAUCUACCAUAUGGACCAACAGCGUACUUCAACCUGUCAAACGUUGUGAUGCGACAUGACAUUCCAGAUACAGGCACGAUGUCCGAGGCCUACCCCCACUUAAUAUUCAAUAAUUUUUCAUCAAAACUUGGAAAUAGGGUGAAGAGUAUCUUGAAGUACCUGUAUCCAGUACCUAAAGAGGACAGCAGAAGGAUAAUGACAUUCUCCAAUGAUGAUGACUUCAUAUCAUUCAGACAUCAUGUUUAUAAGAAAGUAGAUGGAGGAAAAGAUAUCGAGUUAGAAGAGGUUGGACCAAGAUUUGAAAUGAAAGUUUACCAGAUAAUACUUGGAACACUGGACACAGUCUCGAGCUCAGAUGUAGAAUGGGUGUAUAGACCAUAUAUGAACACUGCAAAGAAAAGAAAGUUUUUGACUAAUGAAUGAAAUUAAGUUUCAGUCAAUAUGCUAUCAUUCAGUAGAUAUGUGUAAAGUUUGAAGUACGGAACUGUAUGGUUAUCAAAAUAUUAGGAAGUUAAGUCCUAAUAGAAUGAUUUAAGUAGUGCAUCGUAUUCUGUCUUUACCACACCACAUACAGGAAAAGAAGAGAAGGGACUCGUAGCCAAGUGAUGGUCAGUUCUUCACCAAUGUGACUGACUUUCUCAUAAUUUCUGAAAUAAUGCUUGGAAGGGCAUUUAAACAUGUAGCCCUUGAAUGAAGUAGGAAUGUAUUCAUAACAACAUGACCCUUAGUUUGACUUUCAUACUAAGGCAAUAUUAUGAAACUGUUUUUCCGAGGAAAAAAGUCUUGCCCUUUUUAGCUAAUAAAAAGCUUUACAGUUUGAAUUGACACGGUAUUUUUCAAAAUAAAUGUAGUUGCAAAUGCAAAUUAGUACAUAUAGUUAGGAUAAAAUUUUGAGCUGCACCAUGAGAAAACCAACAUAGUGCAUUUGCGACCAGCAUGGAUCCAGACCAGCUUGCGCAUCCGUGCAGUCUGGUCAGGAUCCGUGCUGUUCGCUUUCAAAGUCUAUUGCAAUUAGAGAAACCAUUAGCGAACAGCAUGGGUCCUGACCAGACUGCACGGAUGCACAGGCUAGUCUGGAUCCAUGCUGUUCGCAAAUGCACUAUGUUGGUUUUCUCAUGGUGCGACUCAUAUAUUUUGGAUGACAGUAUAUAAUACGAGCUUUACAAUAAUAAAAUGAACCUGUGCUUUUGUGCACUCACUGACAUUAUAAGUGCAGUAUGUUGGGAAUUAUAUGGUACAGACACUAUGUGAAUAUACUGUAGCUGUGACAAACAGCCUGUUUACUGUCUGUCAGCAGUUUUUAUGACAAUGACUGACUUAGCAGUGAGAAAGUUGAGAAUGCAACCAGUGGUUGCCAGUCUGUUUUGUUGUCUACAGAUUUAUAUUAAGAAAAGAAUCAUUUUUGUAACUAAGUGCGUCGUGUUCAGCUUAGUUCUAUUUAUAGAUUUACAACAGGAAUGCAUUGUUGGUGUUUUCAGAUGACUGUACAGUAGAUAUAUAAAUUGUUAAUUAAAUUUGUUGAGUAACACAGGCCCCAUGAAAACUCAGCAGAUUUUGAUGUUCAGAUAAUAACACAAUGAAUUUAUUUUAAGAUUUUACCAGAUUUUGUCACAUUUAUGAAACUUUGUAAUAAUGUGCUUGUUAAUCAUAAAUAAAUGUUUCAUGAUGUGAUUGGUGAUAAUAAAUUUUGUUGUUGAAGAA